This is a messenger RNA of Melanaphis sacchari, 1767 nucleotides long. Its product is annotated as protein odr-4 homolog. NCBI's taxonomy places the organism in Eukaryota, Metazoa, Arthropoda, Insecta, Hemiptera, Aphididae. The record is from RefSeq and is a predicted model, not a curated record. Gene Ontology annotation, biological process: intracellular protein localization. Bases 398 to 1741 code for a protein of 447 amino acids. Gene Ontology annotation, cellular component: endomembrane system. The transcript is spliced from 10 exons.
AUUAUAAUCCUUAUCAAUUUUUUUCAUUUACGUGUUCAGCUAUUAUUUUAUAUUAUUACCACGGACCACGAUUAAAGAUCUAAUCCACGGUAGAUUAUCUCGUUUAUGCCACUAUCACCUAUCAUACUUGGCAUACUUGCAUAUAUUAGAAUUAUAAUUUAUUAUUCACAUUAAUUUACGUUAUAAUUUUACUUUCUCAAUUUCCUAUAGUAGUUAUUACUUAUUUUACGUUACUACUUGCUACUAGCUGUUCUGACUUCCAGUGCUUUAGCUACACAACUACCACUACCUACGUCACUAUAUUAACGCAAAAAAUACUUAAUGAAAUGUGAAUAGAUAAUAAUAUAAAUUAUAGAAUUUUGAAGAAUUACAACUAAUUGUAUUUAUCAGUUGGAAAAUGACGACCAAAGUAUUUAUUGAAGAACAUUUAGAUAAAUAUCUAAAAAGUUUAGUUAAAGGAAAGUUGUUCAUUCCAGGAGUAAUUAUUGGACAAGUCAUAGGUAACAACUAUCAUAUAGUGCAUUUAUCAGGAAUGACCAUAUGGAAUGAUGAUAUACAAAAUAAUAAAAUUGAUGUUCUGGCUUUCAAAACUCUUUCUGAUCUUUUAGCCAAUAGUGAUACAAUAUUCCAAAAGUCGUUAGAAGUAGCAACUUUAUUACCAGGAGGUUCACAUGUACUUGGCUUAUUUUUUAUUGUUCCACAAGAUUUAAAAAGUAUUCAACCAAUAGAUAUUGAUUUUUAUGAAUUCUAUAGAGAAUUAAAUGAAAAUUUAUUGUAUAAAAAAACCAAUGAAACAUGGAAUUACUUAAUAUUAAAUUAUUCAACUGUCAACAAAAAAUCAUAUUGUUACUCAGUUGAUUUUAAUCGCGCAAGUGGUCCUGAAAAAACAACUUAUAAGGCAGUAGAUUCAGUGUUUGGAUCAUUUAAAAAUGAUUGGAUAACUCUUGUUGGAACAUUUAACUUUGGAACAUUAGAUAGAUUAAAUGUAGGUGGUGGAUCAAAAGCUUUAUUUUCCAUUCGUGAUAGUUUAUUAGAUAAAUUUGAAUCUGUAUUGAAUGAAUCAAUCUGUUCUUUUAACGGACGUGUAUGUGAUGAAAAUAAAACCCUUAAAGAUUUUGAAUGUGAUGAGAUUGAUAAUGUAUUGAAAAAUGUUGUUAAGAUUGAAUUUUUCAGAGAGGUUGAUUUGGGCAAUGAAUGUAAAAAUUCUUCAAUUACUGUAAAAAGAGGAAAGGGAAAAAUUUCAAUGUCUGGACUGUGCAGUAUAGUGGUACCAUUUAAUCGUAAUGGUACAAUCAAGGAUGCCAUAAAGGCAAUACAUGAAGAUGCCAUGCAGACAUUUGCUACUCGUUUAAAAAUGCAUUUGGAAUCAAUGGUUGAAGAAGAAUCUCUUGAAGAAGAAGACGGAGAUGCAAAUAUAGUACACGAAACUCCACGUCGAAUAUUAAUUUUAAAAACUGAAGGUUCUAGAUUUGCAUUCAGUGAUUAUGUAUUUCCUGGCGAAACUUCUCAAGAAGCAAUGUCUGUGGCUGGAGAAAUAUUGAAUCUUCCUGAAGACAAAAUGGAAUUGUACGAUAUGUUGGAAAAAGGACGACAUUCAUAUUAUGAAACACUGCCAGACAUUGAUAGUAGUCCACCACAAGAUGCAAGUACUUCAUCACCAAAUAAUGUGUUAAUUUAUUUUAGUUGGGCAACUUUGAUAGUGGUUAUCUUAGCAUAUGUUAUCAAACAGUUUUUUGUGUGAAUUAUAUUAAUGUGAAGUUAAUUUAA